AUGCCACAAUCAUUCACAUCCAUUGCCAAGAUUGGUGACUUUAUCUUGAAGACACCUCUAUUGUCUAAAAUUUGUGUGCCAGUCUCAAAGCAGUAUAUUAAGUACUCUGGUUACCGCAAGCUAGGUCUAAGGUUUGACGAUUUGAUCGCAGAGGAAAACCCUAUUAUGCAAACAGCAUUGAAGAGAUUACCAGAAGGAGAGUCAUAUGCCAGAAACUAUAGAAUAAUUAGAGCUCAUCAAAGUGAGUUGACUAAGCACCUACUACCAAGAAAUGAAUGGGUUAAGGCCCAAGAUGAUGUUCCAUAUUUACUGCCUUAUAUCUUGGAAGCCGAAGCUGCUGCAAAGGAAAAGGAAGACCUUGAUAACCUUGAAUUGAGCAAGAAAUAA
Messenger RNA from Nakaseomyces glabratus, 387 nucleotides. RefSeq names its product ubiquinol--cytochrome-c reductase subunit 7 (gene QCR7). The record is from RefSeq and is a predicted model, not a curated record. Lineage: Eukaryota; Fungi; Ascomycota; Saccharomycetes; Saccharomycetales; Saccharomycetaceae. Gene Ontology annotation, biological process: mitochondrial electron transport, ubiquinol to cytochrome c.